This is a messenger RNA of Linum tenue, 1987 nucleotides long. The record is from the annotation of a GenBank genome assembly. Lineage: Eukaryota; Viridiplantae; Streptophyta; Magnoliopsida; Malpighiales; Linaceae.
CUGGAAAACGAGAAAGGUUUUUACUUUCUAGCUCCGACGACUAGAACCCUACUCAGAGCUCAGCUGACAGCGCUCUUCCAUCCAUGAAAUUCCCCCUUCGUUCCAUUCUCGGUACACCCUUGCACUAAAUCCGAUAAAAGCUACGUUUUUUCGUUCCGUCAUUCCGUCUAGUACUGAUCUCCAAUGUUGUGUACCCCCGCAGGUGCCCGGCCGGCGGUCAUCCGAGCUCUGGGCCGCCGGUACUUCGCCGCAGCCGCUUCUACGGAGGAAUACGCCAAGCGGAAUUAUGCCAAUAAUGUCUCCGAAUACAACACCGUCGUUGCUUCCCUCACUUCUCAGCGGAGGGGUUAUUUGUUGAGAGAUGUCUACGAUGAUAUGGUGCUGGAUGGAGUGCAGCCGGGUCGAGAUGUCUUCCAUUCUUUGAUUGUUGGAACCAUGAAAAGUGCUCGCUUGCAGGAUGCUUUCUACUUCAGAGAUGAAAUGAAAGCUAUGGGCUUGGUUCCCGAUGUAGCGGUGUACAAUUUCUUAAUUUCGAUGUGUGGCAAGUGCAAGAACUCUGACCAAGCAAUUCAGAUUUUAGAAGAAAUGAAGAGAUCCGAAGUGAAGCCAAAUGGACAAACCUUUGUGUGUCUACUCAAUGCCUGUGCAGCAACUGGCCGGCUAGAUCGUGUGUAUGCAAUUGUCCGUGAUAUGACUGCAGCUGGCGCUGGCUUGAACAAAUUCUGCUAUGCAGGACUAAUAACUGCUCAUCUUAACAAGACACCUCGUGGAGAUGAUACAGCCAGCAAGAUUAUUGAGUUAGUCGAGCAAUCAAAGGGAUGGUCAUCGGUUGAUGGAGCAACUUAUGCUGCUGAAAAUGUGGCGAGGGGUGUAUCUGAAGAGGAGUUAUAUAAUUUGCCAACAGCUGAAUACAUUCAUCGGCGUGGAGGGUUCUUGAACAAGAAACUAACUGUGUAUCAUGUUGCACUCCAUGCUUGUGCAGAACUGAAAGACGUACAGGCUACGGAAGUUUUGUUGGAGAUGCUUCAGAAGGACAAAGAAUCUCCUGAUGUCUUCAUUCUAAUGCAAACAAUGAGGUGCCAUCUACAAUGUGGCGAUCUGGAUCGUGGUCUUGCUAUCUUUGAAGAGUACAUGAAUUCUGGCAAACCUAAUAUGAUGGAGCUCUAUUUGACUCUUAUAGAGGGAGCCAUGGUAGGAUAUACUCCCAAGGGAAUGCAACUUGCACAAGACACACUGGUAAAACUGACCGAGAAGAAUUACUUCUUGAAUCCCAAAAUCGGAAGCGAUCUCCUUCUUGUAGCAGCUGGUGAAGAGACCGGUGGGUACACGACUGCCAAUUACAUAUGGGACUUGAUGCAAGCUCGUAACAUGAUACCCACCUUCCCUGCCGUGGAAGCAUACUACAAAGGCUUGAAGAAACGGGAUAUACCUGAAGAUGAUGCUAGGCUGCUGCUCGUUUCUCGUACUUAUGACAAUCUGCUUGUCAAAUUCGGGCCAAGACCAGCGGUUACGACGAAUAGGCCUCCGAGAACUGCCGAGCCAGAAAUGGAGCAGAAAUCCUCUUCAGUAACGGAAGCCAACCAAGCAUAGGCCCUCUUUACAUGACGCAAGUGGAUAAAAAGUCUUCGUUAUUGGCUCCACUUAAAAAGAAAAUUUCACAGAGAUACCGGACUGUUUUUCCUUGUAGCCCUUUUUGGAAGGAGGAAACACCACAUGACAUAACUUAUGUAGGAGUUCCAUGAUAAGGUUGAUUGAUGCUCUUCCAUACCAGUUAGGAAUCAAAAUUUUAUGUUUUGUGCAUCAACUCGACUCUUGAAUUUUAUCUCUCGUUUCUUACGAAGCAUUUGACAAUGGUGACUCUGAAUGGAGUGAAUCUUUUUGAUUGCUUGAAGAAGGGCAUUAGUUUAUCGUUUGAGUUUAUUCGGAGAAGAGUGGAUAAUUCAAGUACGAUCCUUUUGUAUUCUCUCUCAAUGACGAAUUUCUUGGC